Molecule: messenger RNA, 1860 nt
Organism: Fibroporia radiculosa
Lineage: Eukaryota; Fungi; Basidiomycota; Agaricomycetes; Polyporales; Fibroporiaceae
Exons: 11
Coding region: 1-1860 (619 amino acids)
Cellular component (GO): membrane
Molecular function (GO): sucrose:proton symporter activity
Source: RefSeq, a predicted model, not a curated record
AUGACGGGUUUCGCAGCAAUCCCUAUUGCGGAAGAAGGCGGGGAGGAAAAUGACAAUGUUCAUCUCUCUGGCGUAGCCAAGGUCCUUGGUCCACGAUGGCUUCAGCUUCCUGCCCUCACGAUUGGGCUUUUGGGAGUACAAGUAUUUUGGUCCAUUGAGAUGUCGUAUGGUACUCCAUAUCUCAUAUCUCUGGGUCUAUCAAAGUCUGCGGUUGCCACUGUAUUCCUGGCUGGUCCUGUAUCGGGGCUAGUAGUUCAGCCCCUCAUAGGUGUCCUCGCUGAUAAUUCCAAGUCACGAUUUGGCCGUCGCCGUCCGUAUAUGAUUGGGGGCACAUGUUUCUGUGUUGCCGCAAUGCUCCUGUUGGGAUACACACGUCCAUUCGCCUCCCUAUUCACUCCCUCUGGUUCAGUAGCUAAUAAUAUUUUGACGAUAUGGCUUGCUAUCAUCGCACUGUUCUCAGUCGAUUUCUCCAUUAAUGCAGUGCAAGCAGUUGACCGUGCCCUUCUAGUAGAUACAUUGCCAUCAUCAGAACAAGCGGACGGCAAUGCAUGGGCUGCACGAAUGCUUGGAGUAGGAAGUGUCGCGGGAUACUUCAUUGGCAAUGUCGAUUUGACCGCUGUAUUCUCUUUCUUGGGAGAAACCGAAUUGGAGGUAUUAUCUGUGUUGGGGUCAUUUCUCCUUGUUUCGAUGCAUGUGAUUACAGCAAUGUGCACAAAGGAGAGGAUGGUUGUUGCCACGAACGCUUGGCUAGGCUGGUUUCCAGUGUUGUUCUACACGACAGCUUUCAUCGGAGAACUGCACAAACGGGCACAUCCCGAUAUUCCCUCUGACGAGCCAGAGCUAAGUGCAGAAGCCACACGUUUGGGCUCUCGCGCUAUGUUCUUUAGUGCUGUACUAAGCCUGGCCGCCAAUGUAGUCCUUCCGUUUUUCGUCAGCGAGGCGGGCCAUAGUCAAAAGUUGCUUGAGCGCAAGCUGACAGGGACGAGCAGUAGAUGGGUAAUAUGGUAUGAACGUAUUAAGGUUAAUCUUGCCACACUAUGGGCGAUUUCUCAUCUUCUUUUUGCGGCGUGUAUGGCCGCUACCUUCUUGUAUUCGGGCGUGGCGGGUGCGACAUUCUUUACCACAUUAACUGGGUUCUCAUGGUCUAUAACACAAUGGGCCCCAUUUUCAUUGCUUGCCGAAGCUAUUUUGACGGAAGGCGUUGCCACUGAUGACACUGGCUCAAUCAUGCUGCAGGACACUCGCACGCAACACAGGUCCAUGGACUUGAUGCUUGGCGGCAGUGAACAGGAGCGACAACGCCUUGUAGUAAAUGAUGAUGAUGAAGCAGAUGGCACAUUAGAGGCUGAGGUACAAUCAUUUAGCUCUUCGGCCUCAAUGGACGGACAGGACGAGGACACACUGCAUGCACGACGACAUGAAUUCAUGACCAACGCAUCCGCACGGAUCAGUCAUCUUGCAUUAUCUGCGGACAACGCCAUCCUUCCUGAGGGUAAUGAAUUGGAAGACAAGCACAGGGGUGGACUCGCCGCGAAAGCUGGCAUCAUCCUUGGUAUUCAUAACAUCUUUAUCGUAAUGCCACAGUUCGUUAUGACCGGCAUCGCAUCCAUUAUCUUUGCAGUCGCAGACUCCAAGAUGGCUUUCCCGGGCAACAUGGAAGCCGGUAAUUCAACUCUAUCAGACGACGCCCUUGAUCUGGCAAAAAGCGAUCGUUCAGCAAUGCACCUGAGUCGCGAACUGACGUUCAUCAGUUCUCCUAAUUCGUACGCUAUCAUCUUCAGAUUGGGUGGAAUUGCUGCAACUAUCGCAUUUGUCUUGACUAUUCGGCUUGCGCGCGAGCUGCGGCGGCGUCUUUUAUAG